UGAAUGGAAAGUGAAAAAAUCAGUUGAGCUUAAAUUGGGAUCCAUCCUUCACUCAGAUCAUAGAAGAAAACAAAAAAGCAGGGAGAUAGAGAGAGAGAGCGAGAGACAUGACCAUGUCUACAAUACCAGAGAGUCUAAACAGCCCAGUCUCAGGAAAGAACGUGUUCAUGGAAUUUGGGCCACCAAGUCAGCAAAUGUCGCCUUCGUCUAUGAGCCACGGACAUUAUUCAAUGCACUGUUUACACUCCUCCGGACACCCGCAGCACGACAGCGCAUACAGCCCGGCUCCGUCCUUCCCCAGAUCUCUGCCUUAUCCAUACGUCAACUCGGUCGGUAGCCAUUCCUCCAGUCCGUACCUCAGCACCGUGCAGACGUACCCAAACAACUCGGCUUUGGCGCAGACCAGACUGGAGGACCCAGCGCCGGAGUCAGAGAAAAACACCGUGGUGGAAGGAGGAGAGGUUCGUUUCAACGGGAAAGGCAAAAAGAUCCGCAAACCCCGAACCAUCUACUCCAGCCUCCAGCUGCAGGCUCUGAACAGGAGGUUCCAGCAAACUCAGUAUCUGGCUCUGCCGGAGAGAGCCGAGCUCGCCGCGUCUAUGGGGCUCACGCAGACACAGGUGAAGAUCUGGUUUCAGAAUAAACGCUCCAAGUUUAAGAAACUGAUGAAGCAAGGCGGAGGAACAAUAGACGCGAACGCUUUGGCAAACGGGCGCGGACUGUCCACCGGAUCUCCAUCCUUAGCGCCCGUCUGGAACUCAACAGUCAGCGUCAAAACAUCCACACCGACCUCGUAUAUUCCCAGUUACACCUCAUGGUAUCCCACAACACACCAGGACACUAUGCAGCAGCCGCAGCUCAUGUGAACCAGCACUGCUGACACAACCCCGCCCCUCUAUCCACCAGUGGCCCAGUUCAGGGGACCCAACACAGGCCAGUCACUCUGCGGUCUUACACACACACUGGCCCUCCGCAGCCCAG
This is a messenger RNA of Sinocyclocheilus anshuiensis, 981 nucleotides long. It is a transcript of the gene dlx1a, whose product is annotated as distal-less homeobox 1a. Lineage: Eukaryota; Metazoa; Chordata; Actinopteri; Cypriniformes; Cyprinidae. Gene Ontology annotation, biological process: negative regulation of transcription by RNA polymerase II; embryo development; cell differentiation. The record is from RefSeq and is a predicted model, not a curated record. Gene Ontology annotation, molecular function: RNA polymerase II cis-regulatory region sequence-specific DNA binding; DNA-binding transcription factor activity, RNA polymerase II-specific. The transcript has 3 exons. Bases 108 to 866 code for a protein of 252 amino acids.